Molecule: messenger RNA, 877 nt
Organism: Phragmites australis (common reed)
Lineage: Eukaryota; Viridiplantae; Streptophyta; Magnoliopsida; Poales; Poaceae
Exons: 2
Coding region: 205-489 (94 amino acids)
Source: RefSeq, a predicted model, not a curated record
GCCACGGCUCGGCUCAGUCAACAAGAAGCAGGCGGGGACAGUGGUUUCUUCCGCUUGGGCUUUGGUUCUCUAUUGCGCCAAGGCAGCGAGUGACGGUGGAUUGGCCGAGAGUGAGAGUUGCAAAGGGAGGAGAAGCCAAGGGGGCUCAGCUCCGAAGAGAGUGACGAGAGGAGAUCAUUCUGGGUAGAGCAGGAAAGCAGGAAGAUGUGCAUGGACCGAGCUGCCGUGCCGGUGAAGAGGGUCUGGCUCGGCAUCGCCGCGCGCCUUGGAUUCCGGCGAAAGACCGGCCUGAGGAAGCUGAGGAAGGACGUGCGGACGUGCGAGUACCGCGACGUGCAAGUCAUGUGGGAGAUGCUGAGGACGACGGACGCGCCGGUGCCGCUUGCGGAGAAAGAGGCCGCCGCCGCCGCGGCCGUCGCGGCGGCCGCCGGCGCCAGGAAGAGGAAGAACGCGUGGAGGCGGUUCAUCUACUACUGCUGCGCGUUCUGAGCGACCGCUCAGCCGGUAGAAUGAACGGUGCAAACAGCAUCUCUGCUGACCGUAGCUUGUGAAAUAUCAAAGACCGCUAGCUUUCUGGUCUCGACGUCUCCUGCCCUCAAAUCCAGAGCUCGGGUUCGGCUAUAAUCUCGGCGGCGGCGAGCUUCUAAGGAGCUCAUUCGAGACUGACCCCAGGCGAAGAUCGAGAGAUCCGUCGUCCAGGCGAGGAGGGAGCGAUCGUGGGGCGAGAGAGGAUGUGGUACAUAGGCAGAGCUUGGAAUAAAUGUAGAGAGAAAGAGGAUCGCGAGUUGAUCGGGAUGUACAAAUGGUUUUGGUUUGUAUCAGUGAAAAUUCUCCUAAAAAAGAGACUCAUCCUAGUGAAAAAAUAACUUUUUCCUCA